CCCGCGGCGGCUGGCGGCGGCGAUGGCGGCGCGUGGUGCGCGCGGCGGCGGCGAUGGCGGCGGCGGCGGCGGCGGAGCGGCGGCUGCCCAGCCUCGACGAGUUCGCGGGACAGAGCUGGAGCGCCUGGGUGGAGCGGGCCGGGCCGCCGGCCGAGCCGGGAUCAGGGUCGGAGCUGGAGGAGAGCGGGAAGAGCAGCGGCAAGAAACUGGAUGCCAUGACCCUGAUUAAGGAAGACAUGAACAUCUUUGGCCACUGCCCGGCGCAUGACGAGUUUUACCUGGUGGUUUGCAACCACUGCAGCCAGGUGGUGAAGCCCCAGGCCUUCCAGAAGCACUGCGAACGCCGCCACGGCCCCCUCAGCAAGCUGUACGCCCGCGCCGCCGCCGCCAAGUGCCACGUCGCCGUCAACGGGCAGCCGGCAGCCGGCGGGACCCCCGGCGCGGCCAAGGUGCUGCGGGAGAAGCCCCCAGGUGCCCGUGGGCGAGUCCAGCCCCUGCCCGAGCGGCCGGACAAGGACAACAACCUCUGCUUGUUCGUGCCCGUGGUCAACCUGGAGAAGAUCCCCAGCAUCCCGAAACCGGAUGGGCACGGGAUCAAGGUGCCCCCCAAAGCCGUACCCACCAACUCCAAGGAACCCCUGGGGAAACCCGCCACCGCCGCGGUGCCGAAAGAGCCCCCGGUGUCGGCCGGGGUCGGGGGGGAUUCGGCGAUGCCCGCCGACGGCCCCGGGUGCAAACCGGAGAGCGCGCCCGCCCCGGGGGAGAAGGACGCGGGCGCCUCCAAGCCGCCCCCCAGGUCCCACAAGAAGCUGGCGCGCAAGGAGUGCGACCUGAACAGGCAGUGCGGCGUGCUCAACCCCGACACCAAGAAGAUCUGCACCCGCUUGCUGACCUGCAAGAUCCACUCGGUUCACCAACGCCGCGAGGUGCAGGGUCGGGCCAAGGACUUUGACGUGCUGGUGGCCGAGCUGAAGGCCAGCUCCCGCAAGGGCGAGUCCCCGAAGGAGAGGAGCCCCCCCGGGAAGGAACCGCUGCCCCCCUCCCAGCAGGACCCCUCCUCGCUGCCGCAGCCCCCCGCCGGCCCCCCCAGCACCUCUCCCUGCCGAGCCAAGCCACCCCACUCCCACUGCCCGCUCCCCAGGGCCCGGCUUUCCUCUGACAGCGACCCCGAGGACACGCCGGCUGCCUCCGGGGAAGGGGGCACGGGGGUGUUCCCUUUCCCCCUGCCCAAGGCGGGCAGCCGGGUGUCGAGCGAGGAGAGCGAGGAGGAGGGGGGCGAGGAGCCCCCCCGCCCCCCCACGCGCCCGCCACGGCCCCAGGCGUUCUGCACCUUUGGGAGCCGCCUGGUCAGCCCGGGCUGUUACGUCUUCAACCGGCGGCUCGACCGCUUCUGCUCGGCGCUGGGCUCCAUGCUGGAGCGGCACCUCAGCUCCCACAUGUGGAGGAAGAUCCCUCCGGCCGCCGAGCCACCUCUCCACACCCCCCCCGCCCCCCCCAGCCCUACCACCCCUCCCUGCGGCCCAGCCGCCUCGACCCCCUCACCCCCCACACGGACCUCAUCGUCAUCGGCGGCCCCCCCCCGGCACCCGGGAGGCCGGGUCCCCGCCAGCCUCAACUACACGGUGGGGUCCCCCCACGCAGCGGCCGCCUGCAGCCAGCCAGAGUGCGGGGGGGGCGGCAGCCAGUCCAUCACCUCCCCGCUGCCGGCCAACAUCCCCUCGCCCUCCUUCAGCAAGUUGCCUUCCACCAAGGCCAGCAAAUCUUCCCGAGCCCGGGAAGCGGUCGGCGGGACGGAUCCGGAUACCCGCAAACGGAAGCCCCCUCUGGCCGCUGGUGGCCCCCCCUAUAAACGGACCUGUUUGGGGGACGGGGUCAAAAGCAAAAACACCGGCUGCCAGGUUUCGGCCCCCCCCCGGCAAGACGAAACCCACCCCUCCGGGUUGCCCAGCUUCUUCCUCCACCGCCGUCCUCAACGGUGCAACGCGGGUGAAACGGCUCGCCCCCCCGGACUGCCGCGGCCCCCCCGGUGCCGCCGCCGUGGACCCCCGAAGCUCGCCGCUGCACGGACCGGGGGUGCCACCGCCACCGCCCCCCCCGUUGUAUCUCCGAGGACGAGGUCAAGAAGCGCAAGAACGCGGCCACGUACUGCCGGCCCGUCAAACCCAAGCCCGCGCCCCCCCUGCCCGGCCCACUGCCGCCCCCGGGCUCGGCCCCCCCCCGACUCGGGCGGCUCUGUCCGCAGGAAGAAGCCGGGGACCCCCCUGGGCUUCGAGGAGAAGCGGAGCGCCCUGAAGUCCAAAGCCCAUUAACGGAGGGGCCACCGGGGCCACCCCCCCACCGGGCACAGGUGUCCCCCCACGUCCCUCCACCAUGGGCGUGAGGAAGCCCCCACCGGAAAAUGCCGAAAAGCUGACGAAGGGGGGGGGGGGGGGGAAGCCCAGAACCCCGUAAAGGAAACAAAAAGAAGAAGGAAAAAACCAACCUCCAGAAAAAUACCUCAAGACUCUCAGUUCUGUUCUCUUGCUGCUAAACCAGCCCCCGGGAGAGGAGGCGGCCGCGGCCGGGGGAGUCCCGGCACAGGACUGGCCACCGGGCCACCACCGGGCCACCACGGCGGCCGCUGCCGGCCGCGGAUAUUUAUAAGAAUUACUAUUGCUGUU
Molecule: messenger RNA, 2660 nt
Organism: Aquila chrysaetos chrysaetos
Lineage: Eukaryota; Metazoa; Chordata; Aves; Accipitriformes; Accipitridae
Gene: ATXN7L2
Product: ataxin 7 like 2
Source: RefSeq, a predicted model, not a curated record